Molecule: messenger RNA, 1318 nt
Organism: Syzygium oleosum
Lineage: Eukaryota; Viridiplantae; Streptophyta; Magnoliopsida; Myrtales; Myrtaceae
Product: PRA1 family protein E-like
Exons: 1
Coding region: 115-744 (209 amino acids)
Biological process (GO): vesicle-mediated transport
Cellular component (GO): Golgi apparatus; endoplasmic reticulum
Source: RefSeq, a predicted model, not a curated record
UCGACUCGUCCAGGAAUCGUUCCAGCACCGAGUCAACUCAGCAAGAGUAGGUCUUCUCUCUCUCUAGAUCUCGAGUCCCCCGAAACGAAACGGAACGAAUCCACCACAUCAACCAUGCGGGCAAAAUCGCCGCCGUCGUACUCCGGCACCGCCGCCGCCGCCGCCGCCGCGAAGCCGACCUCCCAGACCCCCUUCACCACCCUCUCCUACACCGCGUCCGCCUCCGCCGCCGCCGCCUCUUCCUUCCUCGCCACCCGCCGCCCCUGGCGCGAGUUCCUCGACGUCACCUCCCUCUCCCUCCCCGCCGGCUACGCCGACGCCACCGCCCGCAUCCGCCGCAACUGCGACCACUUCCGCGUCAACUACGCCAUGGUCGCCCUCGGCCUGCUCUUCCUGAGCCUCCUGUGGCACCCGGUCUCGCUGAUCGUCUUCAUCGCGGUCUUCGUCGCCUGGUACUUCCUCUACUUCUCCCGCGACAGCCCCCUGGUGGUCCUCGGUCGGACCGUCGACGAUAGGGUCGUGAUGGCGGCGCUCGGCCUGGUGACCGUGGUGGCUCUGGUGCUCACCGACGUGGGGCUGAACGUGCUGGUCUCGCUGCUGAUCGCGGUUUUCCUCCUAGGGUUGCAUUCCGCGUUCCGGAACCCGGACAGCUUGUAUGUAGACGAAGAGACCACGGCCGGGGGCGGGCUGGUGUCGGUUGUCGCCGGCCAGCCAAUGAGGGCCACGGCCUAUACACGGAUUUGAGUUGAAUUCAUUUGAUUGUGUUGAGAGAUUGUGUGGUGCUUGUUGUUCGCUUGGUGUCUGAUGCAGUGUCCUUGGUUCGGCUCGAGAUGCAGUUCUGGAAUUUUUUUGUGGAAUUUGGAUCAAUGUGAGAGUCUUGACAGGAAUUCAUGGGACUUGUGCAUUGAGAUUUGGCUUUGCAUUGCUCGGGUUUCGAUAUGGCUGCUGAAAGUAGUUGCAUCUUUCGAUGCCGGAUCUUCUGGUUCCGGACGGCGAAGAAAAGCAAGAAUGGUCCCGCUGUUCGCGAGAGUGUGUUUAUCGGCGAGUUCGAACCCGUUACACUGCUCAUGUUCAUUCGCGACACGAACCGUGUCAUGCUUGUUGUCCAUUUUGUAGCCCGAAAAGACAGCAAGGGAUGGUCAUUUUGUGGUGUCGUCUCUCAUUGAACUGGUGAAGGCUUUUUGUCUUGAAUUACUCAGGAAACAGUAGAUGCCGAUUCGACAGAGUCCAGUCUUUUUUAGUCCUUCCUACUUUCAUUUGGUGUGUAAGUAUUCAAAGAUCUGUGAUUUGAUUUUUAGCAUUCUGAUUUCCGCACGAA